This is a messenger RNA of Diabrotica virgifera virgifera (western corn rootworm), 11779 nucleotides long. Its product is annotated as mucin-2. The record is from RefSeq and is a predicted model, not a curated record. Gene Ontology annotation, cellular component: extracellular region. The transcript has 4 exons. Gene Ontology annotation, molecular function: chitin binding. Lineage: Eukaryota; Metazoa; Arthropoda; Insecta; Coleoptera; Chrysomelidae. Bases 1 to 9276 code for a protein of 3091 amino acids.
AUGAAUAUAUGGCCUUUAAUGGUAUCCAGUGAGAAUUGUGAGAAAAUAGAUUGGCUUCAACCGUUUAAUAAUGAGAGCAGUUAUACUUGUAAUUCUAAUGGAUGGUUUGCUGAUCAAACCGACAAAGAAUGUCGACAAUAUUUUGUGUGCGUUACAAAUGGCGAAUCCUAUAUAAAAAUUUACUUAAAAUGUCCAACUGGAUCGUACUUCGAUAACACGAUUAACGAUUGUAGUGCAGAGUAUCUUUGUCCCUAUCAAACAAUACCCACUACUAAUAAACCAUCUACUGAACAAAUCAAAACAACAAGUACAUAUAAUAUUGAAGACACCUCCACCCAAACACACCGGAUAACCACAUAUGAAACUAAUUUAACAACUAGAGAAUCAGAAACACUAUCAACAGAAAAUACACCAACCACAUCUGGUAAUAAUAUAGCUUCCAGCACAGAAAGAGAAAUAACCGAGUCCACUAAAAACUUAUCAACUAGUGAAUCUGAUACCACAAUAUCGACUACACCAGAAAUUAGUACAACCGAACAACAACAAACAACGCCCAUUGACGAGUGUUCCUACAAUGACAAUCCUGAUUACUUUACCUGUACAGUUAAAGGCAGAUUCAGAAAUGCAAAUGAUAGAACCUGUAGAACCUAUUACCUCUGCAAUGUUUUAAGUAGUGGAAGAGUAAUCCAAACAAAAUAUACUUGUCCUUCAAACUCAAACUUUAAUCCUGUGAAACAGCUUUGCGAUGUAGAUUACAGCUGCCCCUGUCCUUCAGCACCAGAUACCACAACAACUUCAUCUCCUACCGUCACCACCAAUAACAAUAUAACGACUGAAGUUUCUACGGAGGAGCUAAUACCGACUACUGCAGUGACCACCGAAGGAAGCUCCAAUCAAAAUGUUACCGAUAGUAGUACAUCAAACAACGAGUCAACUGAAAAUGUAAAAACUACAUCAGACAAUGAUGUAAGUACCAACACAGAACCUGAAUUAACCACGUCCUCCAUAGUAUCCACUACAGACUCAUCAAUUAGUGAAUCCGAUACAACAAUAUCGACUACACCAGAAGUCACUACAACCGAACGACAACAAACAACACCAAUUGAUGAGUGUUCCUACAAUGACAAUCCUGAUUAUUUUACCUGUAGAGUAAAAGGCAGAUUCAGAAAUGCAAAUGAUAGAACCUGUAAAACCUAUUAUCUCUGCAAUGUUUUAAGUAGUGGAAGAGUAAUCCAAACAAAAUAUACUUGUCCUUCAAACUCCAAUUUUAAUCCUGUGAAACAGCUUUGCGAUGUAGAUUACAGCUGCCCCUGUCCUUCAGCACCAGAUAUCACUACAAUUUCAUCCCCUACCAUCACCACCAAUAACAAUAUACCGACUGAAGCUUCUACGGAGGAGAUAACAUUCACCACUGCAGUGACCACCGACAGAAAUAACAAUCAAAAUGUUACCGAUAGUAGUACAUCAAACACUGAGACCACUGAAAGUGUAACAAAUAUAUCAGACAAUGUUAUAAGUUCCAACACAGAACCAGAACUAACCACGUCCUCCAUAAUAUCCACUACAGACUCAUCAACUAGUGAAUCCGAUACAACCAUAUCGACUACACCAGAAGUUACUACAACCGAACAACAACAAACAACACUAAUUGAUGAGUGUUCCUACAAUGGCAAUCCUGAUUAUUUUACCUGUACAGUAAAAGGCAGAUUCAGAAAUGCCAAUGAUAGAACCUGUAAAACCUAUUAUCUCUGCAAUGUUUUAAGUAGUGGAAGAGUAAUCCAAACAAAAUAUAAUUGUCCUUCAAACUCAAACUUUAAUCCUGUAAAAGAGCUUUGCGAUAUAGAUUACAGCUGCCCCUGUCCUUCAGCACCAGAUACCACUACAACUCCAUCUCCUACCGUCACCGACAAUAACAAUAUAACAACUGAAGUUUCUACUGAGGAGAAAAUACCCACUACUGAAGUGACCACCGAAGGAAGUUCCAAUCAAAAUUUUACCGAUAGUAGUACCUCAAACAACGAGACAACUGAAAAUGUAACAACUACAUCAGACAAGGAUGUAAGUACCAACACAGAACCUGAACUAACCACGUCCUCCAUAAUAUCCACUACAGACUCAUCAACUAGUGAAUCCGAUACAACAAUAUCGACUACACCAGAAGUUACUACAACCGAACGACAACAAACAACACCAAUUGAUGAGUGUUCCUACAAUGGCAAUCCUGAUUAUUUUACCUGUACAAUAGAAGGCAGAUUCAGAAAUGCAAAUGAUAGAACCUGUAAAACCUAUUAUCUCUGCAACGUUUUAAGUAGUGGAAGAGUAAUCCAAACAAAAUACACUUGUCUUUCAAACUCAAAUUUUAAUCCUGUGAAACAGCUUUGCGAUGUAGAAUACAGCUGCCCCUGUUCUUUGGCACCAGACACUACAACAACUUCAUCUUCUACCGUCACCACCAACAACAAUAUAACGACUAAAGCUUCUACGGAGGAGAUAAAAUCCACUACUCCAGUGACCACUGAAAGAAAUACCAAUCAAAAUGUUACCGAUAGUAGUACAUCAAACAACGAGACUACUGAAAAUGUAACAACUACAUCAGAUAGUGAUGUAAGUACCAACACAGAACCUGAACUAACCACGUCCUCCAUAGUAUCCACUACAGACUCAUCAAGUAGUGUAUCCGAUACAACAAUAUCGACUACACCAGAAGUUACUACAACCGAACGAGAACAAACAACCCCCAUUGACGAGUGUUCCUAUAAUGACAAUCCUGAUUACUUCACCUGUACAGUUAAAGGUAGAUUCAGGAAUGCAAAUGAUAGAACCUGUAGAACUUAUUAUCUCUGCAAUGUUUUAAGCAGUGGAAGAGUAAUCCAAACAAAAUAUACCUGUCCUUCAAACUCAAACUUUAAUCCAGCGAAACAGCUUUGCGAUGUAGACUACAGCUGCCCCUGUCCUUCAGCACCAGACACUACUACAACUUCACCUUCUACCGUCACCACCAAUAACAAUAUAACGACUGAAGCUUCUACGGAGGAGAUAAAAUCCACUACUGCAGUGACCACCGAAAGAAAUACCAAUCAAAAUGUUACCGAUAGUAGUACAUCAAUAAACGAGACUACUGAAAAUGUAACAACUACAUCAGACAGUGAUGUAAGUACCAACACAGAACCUGAACUAACCACGUCCUCCAUAGUAUCCACUACAGACUCAUCAACUAGUGGAUCCGAUACAACAAUAUCGACUACACCAGAAGUAACUACAACCGAACGAGAACAAACAAUCCCCAUUGAUGAGUGUUCCUAUAAUGACAAUCCUGAUUACUUUACCUGUACAAUUAAAGGUAGAUUCAGGAAUGCAAAUGAUAGAACCUGCAGAACCUAUUAUCUCUGCAAUGUUUUAAGCAGUGGAAGAGUAAUCCAAACAAAAUAUACCUGUCCUUCAAAUUCAAACUUUAAUCCGGCGAAACAACUUUGCGAUGUAGACUACAGCUGCCCCUGUCCUUCAGCACCAGACACUACUACAACUUCAUCUUCUACCGUCACCACCAAUAACAAUAUAACGACUGAAGCUUCUACGGAGGAGAUAAAAUCCACUACUGCAGUGACCACCGAAAGAAAUACCAAUCAAAAUGUUACCGAUAGUAGUAUAUCAAACAAAGAGACUACUGAAAAUGUAACAACUACAUCAGACAAUGAUGUAAGUACCAACACAGAACCUGAACUAACCACGUCCUCCAUAGUAUCCACUACAGACUCAUCAACUAGUGAAUCCGGUAAAACAAUAUCGACUACACCAGAAGUUACUACAACCGAACGAGAACAAACAACCCCCACUGACGAGUGUUCCUAUAAUGACAAUCCUGAUUACUUUACCUGUACAGUUAAAGGUAGAUUCAGGAAUGCAAAUGAUAGAACCUGUAGAACUUAUUAUCUCUGCAAUAUUUUAAGCAGUGGAAGAGUAAUCCAAACAAAAUAUACCUGUCCUUCAAAUUCAAACUUUAAUCCGGCGAAACAGCUUUGCGAUGUAGACUACAGCUGCCCCUGUCCUUCAGCACCAGACACUACUACAACUUCAUCUUCUACCGUCACCACCAAUAACAAUAUAACGACAAAAGCUUCUACGGAGGAGAUAAAAUCCACUACUCCAGUGACCACUGAAAGAAAUACCAAUCAAAAUGUUACCGAUAGUAGUACAUCAAACAACGAGACUACUGAAAAUGUAACAACUACAUCAGACAGUGAUGUAAGUACCAACACAGAACCUGAACUAACUACGUCCUCCAUACUAUCCACUACAGACUCAUCAAGUAGUGUAUCCGAUACAACAAUAUCGACUACACCAGAAGUUACUACAACCGAACGAGAACAAACAACCCCCAUUGACGAAUGUUCCUAUAAUGACAAUCCUGAUUACUUUACCUGUACAGUUAAAGGUAGAUUCAGGAAUGCAAAUGAUAGAACCUGUAGAACUUAUUAUCUCUGCAAUAUUUUAAGCAGUGGAAGAGUAAUCCAAACAAAAUAUACCUGUCCUUCAAACUCAAACUUUAAUCCGGCGAAACAGCUUUGCGAUGUAGACUACAGCUGCCCCUGUCCUUCAGCACCAGACACUACUACAACUUCAUCUUCUACCGUCACCACCAAUAACAAUAUAACAACAAAAGCUUCUACGGAGGAGAUAAAGUCCACUACUCCAGUGACCACUGAAAGAAAUACCAAUCAAAAUGUUACCGAUAGUAGUACAUCAAACAACGAGACUACUGCAAAUGUAACAACUACAUCAGACAAUGAUGUAAGUACCACCACAGAACCUGAACUAACCACGUCCUCCAUAGUGUCUACUACAAACUCAUCAACUAGUGAAUCCGAUACAACACUAUCGACUACACCAGAAGUUACUACAACCGAACAACAACAAACAACCCCCAUUGACGAGUGUUCCUACAAUGAUAAUCCUGAUUAUUUUACUUGUACAGUGAAAGGCAGAUUCAGAAAUGCAAAUGAUAGAACCUGUAGAACCUAUUAUCUCUGCAAUGUUUUAAGCAGUGGAAGAGUAAUCCAAACAAAAUAUACCUGUCCUUCAAAUUCAAACUUUAAUCCGGCGAAACAACUUUGCGAUGUAGACUACAGCUGCCCCUGUCCUUCAGCACCAGACACUACUACAACUUCAUCUUCUACCGUCACCACCAAUAACAAUAUAACGACUGAAGCUUCUACGGAGGAGAUAAAAUCCACUACUGCAGUGACCACCGAAAGAAAUACCAAUCAAAAUGUUACCGAUAGUAGUAUAUCAAACAACGAGACUACUGAAAAUGUAACAACUACAUCAGACAAUGAUGUAAGUACCAACACAGAACCUGAACUAACCACGUCCUCCAUAGUAUCCACUACAGACUCAUCAACUAGUGAAUCCGGUAAAACAAUAUCGACUACACCAGAAGUUACUACAACCGAACGAGAACAAACAACCCCCACUGACGAGUGUUCCUAUAAUGACAAUCCUGAUUACUUUACCUGUACAGUUAAAGGUAGAUUCAGGAAUGCAAAUGAUAGAACCUGUAGAACUUAUUAUCUCUGCAAUAUUUUAAGCAGUGGAAGAGUAAUCCAAACAAAAUAUACCUGUCCUUCAAAUUCAAACUUUAAUCCGGCGAAACAGCUUUGCGAUGUAGACUACAGCUGCCCCUGUCCUUCAGCACCAGACACUACUACAACUUCAUUUUCUACCGUCACCACCAAUAACAAUAUAACGACAAAAGCUUCUACGGAGGAGAUAAAAUCCACUACUCCAGUGACCACUGAAAGAAAUACCAAUCAAAAUGUUACCGAUAGUAGUACAUCAAACAACGAGACUACUGAAAAUGUAACAACUACAUCAGACAGUGAUGUAAGUACCAACACAGAACCUGAACUAACUACGUCCUCCAUACUAUCCACUACAGACUCAUCAAGUAGUGUAUCCGAUACAACAAUAUCGACUACACCAGAAGUUACUACAACCGAACGAGAACAAACAACCCCCAUUGACGAAUGUUCCUAUAAUGACAAUCCUGAUUACUUUACCUGUACAGUUAAAGGUAGAUUCAGGAAUGCAAAUGAUAGAACCUGUAGAACUUAUUAUCUCUGCAAUAUUUUAAGCAGUGGAAGAGUAAUCCAAACAAAAUAUACCUGUCCUUCAAACUCAAAAUUUAAUCCGGCGAAACAGCUUUGCGAUGUAGACUACAGCUGCCCCUGUCCUUCAGCACCAGACACUACUACAACUUCAUCUUCUACCGUCACCACCAAUAACAAUAUAACGACAAAAGCUUCUACGGAGGAGAUAAAGUCCACUACUCCAGUGACCACUGAAAGAAAUACCAAUCAAAAUGUUACCGAUAGUAGUACAUCAAACAACGAGACUACUGCAAAUGUAACAACUACAUCAGACAAUGAUGUAAGUACCACCACAGAACCUGAACUAACCACGUCCUCCGUAGUGUCUACUACAAACUCAUCAACUAGUGAAUCCGAUACAACACUAUCGACUACACCAGAAGUUACUACAACCGAACAAGAACAAACAACCCCCAUUGACGAGUGUUCCUACAAUGAUAAUCCUGAUUAUUUUACUUGUACAGUGAAAGGCAGAUUCAGAAAUGCAAAUGAUAGAACCUGUAGAACCUAUUAUCUCUGCAAUGUUUUAAGCAGUGGAAGAGUAAUCCAAACAAAAUAUACCUGUCCUUCAAAUUCAAACUUUAAUCCGGCGAAACAGCUUUGCGAUGUAGACUACAGCUGCCCCUGUCCUUCAGCACCAGACACUACUACAACUUCAUCUUCUACCGUCACCACCAAUAACAAUAUAACGACUGAAGCUUCUACGGAGGAGAUAAAAUCCACUACUGCAGUGACCACCGAAAGAAAUACCAAUCAAAAUGUUACCGAUAGUAGUAUAUCAAACAACGAGACUACUGAAAAUGUAACAACUACAUCAGACAAUGAUGUAAGUACCAACACAGAACCUGAACUAACCACGUCCUCCAUAGUAUCCACUACAGACUCACCAACUAGUGAAUCCGGUAAAACAAUAUCGACUACACCAGAAGUUACUACAACCGAACGAGAACAAACAACCCCCACUGACGAGUGUUCCUAUAAUGACAAUCCUGAUUACUUUACCUGUACAGUUAAAGGUAGAUUCAGGAAUGCAAAUGAUAGAACCUGUAGAACUUAUUAUCUCUGCAAUAUUUUAAGCAGUGGAAGAGUAAUCCAAACAAAAUAUACCUGUCCUUCAAGCUCAAACUUUAAUCCGGCGAAACAGUUUUGCGAUGUAGACUACAGCUGCCCCUGUCCUUCAGCACCAGACACUACUACAACUUCAUCUUCUACCGUCACCACCAAUAACAAUAUAACGACAAAAGCUUCUACGGAGGAGAUAAAAUCCACUACUCCAGUGACCACUGAAAGAAAUACCAAUCAAAAUGUUACCGAUAGUAGUACAUCAAACAACGAGACUACUGAAAAUGUAACAACUACAUCAGACAGUGAUGUAAGUACCAACACAGAACCUGAGCUAACCACGUCCUCCAUAGUGUCCACUACAGACUCAUCAAGUAGUGUAUCUGAUACAACAAUAUCGACUACACCAGAAGUUACUACAACCGAACAACAACAAACAGCCUCCAUUGACGAGUGUUCCUACAAUGAUAAUCCUGAUUAUUUUACUUGUACAGUGAAAGGCAGAUUCAGAAAUGCAAAUGAUAAAACCUGUAGAACCUAUUAUCUCUGCAAUGUUUUAAGCAGUGGAAGAGUAAUCCAAACAAAAUAUACUUGUCCUUCAAACUCAAACUUUAAUCCUGCGAAACAGCUUUGCGAUGUAGAUUAUAGCUGUCCCUGUCCUUCAGCACCAGACUCUGCUACAACUUCAUUUCCGACCGUCACCACGAAUAAUAAUAUAACGACUGAAAUUUCUAGGGAGGACGAGAUAAUAUCCACUACUGUAGUGACCACAGAAAGAAAUAACAAUCAAAAUGUUACUGAGAGUAGUAUAUCAAACACCAAUUCAACUGAAAAUGUACCAACUACAUCAGACAAUGAUGUAAGUACCAACACAAAACCUGAACUGACCACGUCCUCUAUAAUAUCUACUACAGACUCAUCAACUAGUGAAUCCUAUACAAAUGUAUCGACUACAGCCACAAUCACUACAACCGAGCAACAGCAAACAGCGCACAUUGACGAGUGUUCCUAUAAUGACAAUCCUCAUUACUUUAACUGUACAGUAAAAGGCAGAUUCAGAAAUGCAAAUGAUAGAACCUGUGGAACCUAUUAUCUCUGCAAUGUUUUAAGCAGUGGAAAAGUAAUUCAAACAAAAUAUACCUGUCCUUCAAACUCAAACUUUAAUCCUGCGAAACAGCUUUGCGAUGUAGACUAUAGGUGUCCCUGUCCUUCAGCACCAGACACUACAACAACUGCAUCUUCGACUGUACAAGAAAUUAGUACAUUGCUUCCGACCGAUAAGGUAACUACAGAAGGAAUUGGCUUGAAUUCCUCCACAACAGAAACAGUGCAAAUUGAUGUCUGUAUUUAUGAAGAAGACCCAGACUAUUUUACUUGCACAACGUCUGGAAAUUUUCCUAAUCUUAAUGACAUAAGCUGCAAAACAUAUUUCUUUUGCAUAAAUAUUGUCGAUCCAAUACUUUUAAUCAAGUCGCAAUAUACGUGUGAUAAAGACACCUACUUUAAUCCCUUGACCAAAACUUGUGAGGCUGAAUAUGUUUGCCCUUGUAUUGGCCGGACCUCUAGCAGUACAAAUAACAUAAUACAAACAACAUCUACUAGCUCGACAGAGUCUAUAGAUACUUCGCCUAAAACCGAUGGAAGUACUAGUCAGGACGUAAGCAGUAGUACUGCAUCGACUACGCUUGAUAGUAAUACAACUUCCAGCCGGUCUGUACCCAUCACAGGUAAUUCAGACUCCACAACUAGGGAUACAGAAUCUACAACAACAUCCUCUAAUCCAGGAACUAGUACUCCUGGUCAACAAGAAACAACACCCAUAGAUGAAUGUUCCCACAAUGAUGAUCCUAAUUACUUUAUCUGUACAGAAAAAGGAAGAUUUAGAAAUGCAAAUGACAGAACUUGUGAAACCUACUACUUGUGUAACGUUCUUAGAAGUGGAAGGAUUAUUCAAACCAAAUACAAUUGUCCUAGUGGCUCAAACUUUAACCCAAUCAAACAACUUUGUGAUGUAGACUAUAAAUGCCCAUGUGUGUCUUUAAUAAAUACGACCACGACCAUAAACUGAUGAAGUAACUGACAUUAACAGUUAGAAAACAAACAAUUGUGUUAUGUAGCUCAUAAAAUGUCCUGUUAAUGAAGCAUAUUAUGUAUUUAUGAAAAAUAUAUAUUUGUUACUAUCUUCAAAGCCUACUCUUUAAUUUUAAAGUUUUACAUAAAAACCUGGUUGGAAUGAAAACCAUAUUGUUGUAAUUAAUAAAUUCAUAUGAUGAAUGACAAAAUGACAAAAGAUGGAAAAAAAAAUACAUUUUAUGUUGUGAGAUAGUACGAUCGUAAAGGUAGUUCUUAUACGUGGUAAGUUGACUUCAAUCAUAAUUAUAUGUAUGACAUCGAAAAACCUCAAAAAAAAUUAUUCUUGAUUAGACAAUAAUUUAAUUUUGAAUUAAAAAAUGACUACUAAUUAGACUGCUUUAUUGUCUACAAUCAGUUUUUACUUUAUGCCAAAUUAAAAAAAUGUUACAACGUGAAAUGAAGUAAACACUUCUGUUGUAUGUAGGCAUAUAUGAAUUUAUUAAAAAAUCCUUAAAAUUUAUCCACGAAGGAGUGGAAGUGCAAAACGUUUUCGGUCAGAUUGACCAUCAUCAGUGUAAACCUGGAAAUAAGUAAACCACUAAGAUUAAAAAGCAAAAGCGUGAAAUUUUGACAGUUGAAAAAAUUUUAAGAAAAUGUGCUUACUUAAGUAACCAAGUAAUUAAGUUACAAUUACUUGUACGUGUGUACAAGUAAUUGAAACUAGUUACUUCAAUAGGUAUAAAAAGUGGUCGACAUUAAGUCGAUGUCUUAAAAUUUAAAGAUCACAUGUGAAUGUAUUUCAUCCUUGCUCGAAAAUUGCACAAGGUAAGUACUUGUGUUCAGGUGAGAGGUUACGAACCAACUGAUUAGACAGUUUGGUGCCAGAACUAUAUGACAAGAUGUCAAAGGAAGUUAGGUGGAUUUUUCAUCUGUCAACCGAAAAAAUUUUAAGCAAAGAGAUUAAUAUUUAGUUUUCAUUGGUAUAUUGAAAAAUGCAGGUAUUAAAAAGUUUAAUGUGAGUUCUAAUUUAAAAUUAAGGUAAUACAUUCCUUAGUACAAACUGAAUUUAAAAGCAAAAAUCUGCUCUUGCUUUGUACUAAGGAAUGUGUUACCUUAAUUUUAAAUUAGAACUCACAUUAAACUUUUUAAUACCUGCAUUUUUCAACAUACCAAUUAAAACUAAAUAUUAAUCUCUUUGUUUAAAAUUUUUUCGGUUGACAGAUGAAAAAUCCACCUAACUUCCUUUGACAUCUUGUCAUACAUUUCUGGCACCAAACUGUCUAAUCAGUUGGUUCGUAACCUCUAACCUGAACACAAGUACUUACCUUGUGCAAUUUUCGAGCAAGGAUGAAAUACAUUCACAUGUGAUCUUUAAAUCUUAUACAAUCUUAUAAACAAUAAUGUAUUUUAGAGGUUUUUAUACCUAUUGAAGGGGCUAGUUUCAAUUACUUGUACACUGGACGUAAGUAACCACAUUUUCUUAAAUUUUUUUCAACUGUCAAAAUUUCACCCUUUUGCUUUUUAAUCUUAGUGGUUUACUUAUUUCCAGGUUUACACUGAUGAUGGUCAGGCUGACCGAAAACGUUUUGUACUUCCACUCCUUCCUGGAUAAUUUUAAGGAUUUUUUAAUAAAUUCAUAUAUGCAUACAUACAACAGAAGUGUUUACUUCAUUCCACGUUGUUAUAUUGAAGGUAUACAGCCAACUACAGGGUUUACUCCCUUUUUAAAGUUAAAAAAAAAUGGUAGUGUUCGACGUCAUAAGAAUAAUUAUGACUGAAGUCAACUAGCUCUCAAGCUAAGGUUUUAAUGUGGAAACUAUCGAUUGUCGUAAUGUUAUGUAAUGUAAAUUUAUAGGUUUCUUUGGAUAAUUUCCCACCUCUACUAAUUUGAUCUCUUUGUAUUUCACAACGGAUUAUGUUUUCCAUUUUUUGGGUUAUUUUGCCGGUUUGUACUCAUCACUAUAUACAUCUACUUUACACAAUUCUUUCUUUCAUACAAUGUCAUAAUAAAAUACGUACAAAACUCUUUAAUUGAAGCGUUUAUUUGAAAAACAACACUUGCCUAUUUUCGCAAAUUGGACUUUAUGUAUUCUUCUCAGAAUAGUAGUUUCUUUAUUCAUCUGACACAUUCAGUUGUGUAAAAAUCUCAGAUAUCCGGAGUAAACUACAUAAAACAUAGAACAUUUGGAUAGUAGGUAUUAGACAAACAACAGAUGUCUGGGAAGUUUUUCUUGUUUUGACAAAAUUUUAAUUUUUGGACAAGUGUUGUUUUUCAAAUAAUCGCUUCAAUUGUAAUGUUAUUUUUAAGCUCAUAUCAACAAUAUCGAAUAUAAUAAUAGCAGUUAAGUAUUACCAUGUUGGUAUAUUUUCCUUGUUUAUAAACUGUAUAAAAAAUUCUAAGCAGAAAAAUGUGAUACUUUAAAAGAUUUGAAAAAUGUCUUUAAUACGUUAAGUACAUUAUAUGUAUGUAAAAGUAUAAUAAAUUAAUUGCAAAUGAA